GUCGGAGACGCGGCACCGCGGGCGAAAGCGGUGAGUUUCGUUCUAGUAUUUACCUCGCAGUGCGAAGAUACUUUACUCAUGGUUGUUCUAGCGUAGUAUUCUCUAUAAACUGAUCUGUGGGUUCUGUGAAUCAGCGUUACCAAAAUGGCCGCCGUUGUCGUCGUCGUCGUCGUCGUUGGAUUCGAUAAUCGAACGUACGAGCUUUGAUAAAACAUCGAAAAUCUUGGGCUAUCAAUAAACGUAGAUUCUUAUAAAAAGAAAAACAUGGUAUUAAAUCAUUGGAACCAUAAGCCCGAAGGCUUCUUCUUUCUCCUCAAGGGUGAAUUAGACGGGAAAGAGAUAGAUAGUUGAGUAUGAAUGGUGUUUAAACGGUAUAAAACAAAAGACAGGCGAUUCACCGAGGCGAUUAAUGAUUGGCUGCGCUUGAGGGGCUCGAAUAUAUUGCUCCCUCUUUUUGAUCUCUCUCAAAGAAAGAGAGAGAGAGAGAGAUAGAGGAAAUGACCGAUAGCGAUUUGGGAAUGGUAACGUCGCCGCCGGCGUCUGUGCUGGCAUCAUCAUGCACAGGGACAAUGGAGGACGAGCAGGAAAAGUCCUCCCUCGAUGGAUCCAUCGACAUGAAUCUGGUAAACGGACCGAAUCCAUGGCUUCCGGCCUAUGGUUUCCAACUACAACAUCAUUCCCGUUUUCAAUCCACACAUGAAGAUCUACGUGUUAAAGACGCAGUACCAGUACAACAAAUAGAUUUUUUAGAAACCAUUUUCGAAGAGACCUCUGACGAUUUGCAGAGUGAUUCCGAUCAUAGUGGUACGACUUAUUGGUUGGGAUCAGAUUCGGAAACGGAAAGUGUUAUUCACAUUGAGAGAAAAAACGUUACGGGUGAAAGAAUAAAUGAUAAUGAUGUCGAAUAUAAUUCUAUAAUACCUAAGAAGAAAUGCCGAAGAAAUAAUAACACAGACGAGCGAGAUCCUUAUGCGACUUUUGAUGAUUUUCCAAGAUCUCCGAGAUCUUCAAGGUCCUCUGGAUCAUCUAGAUCCAGUUCAUUGUUACAGUUUGAGUCUCUAGAAAGGACUUGCGCCACUUUAUCACCGUCCAGUUAUAGUUUCGAUUCUCUUGAGUAUUCCAAUCAUUCGAAUGUGUCUCACUUGGGGAACACAUCACCGGAUAGUCUUGAACAAGAUAACGAUGCAAUAGUGCAAAAUGGGUUUUCCAAUUCUGUCGAUCAUUUUCCAAGAAUCAGGCCCUACCGUAGUUUCGAAAGUUUAGAUAUUUGUCAAAAAGCUACGGACUUUGAAGAGGUGACAACUUUCAAUGAACGUAUAUCGUCUUAUCCUAAGAGGAAGUUGAAUUUUCCAAGAUCCGAAAGAAAUGAACUGCGAUCUAGAAGCUUUUGGUAUGGAGAGGAAGAAGAGGAAGAGGAAGAGGAAGACGAAGAAGAAUACGAGAACGACGGUGACGACGAAGAAUUUGAAGGAGAUGAUCGGUUAUUAAAUUCAAGUCGCCAUGGUUAUUUCGAAGACCGAUUGCACAUCUUCGGUGAUUCGAGUUGCAACUACGCGACGUCAUUGGAUUAUAAAAACACUAUAGAUUUGCGAGAGAUCGGUAUUGAGUCAAAAAGGGAUGCGUUCUUAGAUCUGAAGUCUGGCCAAAAGUCAACGUCGUCUUCCACGCGUCUGCUACAGACAAGUUUAAAUAUAACCGGUAGCACGGCUCAUGGUCAUAGUAAGAUGAACAGCGAACACGAUGCUCGUCAUUCUCGUCAUCAUCUUCGUCAGCAACAGCAACGUUUCGGUCACGAGCAUCUUCACGAGCAGCGGCAGCACCAGCAAUAUCAACGUCAACGUUGGACCGAAGAAGAAUGUUUUAAUUUUAGAUUCACGGAUAAAUCUCAAAGCGCACCCAGUCUGCCUUCGAUCGUCGACGAAUACGCUCACGAUCCAGAACUCGUUUCUUCGAGAUCAAAGUCGUUCGUAUCAACGUCUAAUUUAUUCGAGAAUUAUACUAAAGUUAACAGCGUACCGAUAGAUCUGGAUCUUUGUGGGGUAUCAACAUCAACGAGAGAAGAGGAUGAACGAUCGUGUAACGAUAUGAGUAUGAGAGAUCACAAAAUGGCGGAAGUUAAAAGCGUACGCGGUCUGGAGGAUAUGCUGAAUCACGAAGAUGGCGAAUUGCUUGGAUCUAACGAGAUGGAGAAUAAUAUAGAGACAACAAAACGACAACGAUCAACAUGUUCGGUUAGAACUCAGCCUGCGCAAAAUGCGAGAAUCGAUGUUGGAGCGAUGCACAAUGAUCUAUCGGCAACGAAUAUGCAGAAUGGCGAGGAUGAGAACAUUGAUGCUGACGGUGAUGAAUACAAGGGCCAACUACAGAUCGCAUCUACCGUGAAGACUCAAGAUCGUAGUAACGUAUUGGAUAUAGCGAUGGCUAUGGAGAACAAUAUAGAUGCGGUAGUCGACGUGGCCAUGAAACGGUUGCAACAAGAAAAUGGUGGUAGCAACGAUAUUGUAGAUGCUAUUCGUAAGCAGUAUGCCAAUAAGCAAGUAUCGCAGAAGGUAAAGAAAAAUGCUAGUUACGAAUUGGCCCAACAAUUUGAAGUUGACGAGAGAAGUUUCCGAAGGCGUGCGAUACCAUCCUCCAGUGAUGAAAAUACGAGAUCACCUAGAAAUACUGGUAGGAAGAAACGUGUUAUCAAUAAUGCCAGUUAUGAGUUGGCACAGCAAUAUGAUUACAUCAAGUCUCUUGAAGCUAGUAGAAACGCUUUUCAACGAAUGGACGCCUGCGAUGAACUGGAGGAAUCCAGUUCAGGACGAUCAUCGCAUCUCAAAAAACCUGACUCUAUAUCGGCGCGUACUGGCAGCAGCUCAGCGUUGAAUCUAAGCGGUGAUUCUCGUGCCAACGAUUUCGCACCCUCCCUCGGCUCCUAUUCAAAGUCUACGGAGAAUGUAUCGAAGCGUAUCGACGACGAAUCGCUUUUUGGUCAGAUAAAAAAAAACUCGGCUUUAUUUUCGGUGCAUGGAGAAAAUGUUAAUAAACGUAUUUUCGUAGACGAUGAGGUAGAUUAUCCCUGCCUUGAGAGUAAACCCAUAGGCAAGCUUAACCUGAUGGAUACCAUGUUAGAAGAGGAAGAAGAUCCCAAUAAUAGUGAACAAAAAAAUAAUGACAGGACCUUUCGUGACCUUUUGGAGGAAACGAUGUUGCUUGAAAAUAUCGCUUCCUUGUGCGACGAUGAGACGACGAGAGAAGAAGAAAGUCCUGGCGAAGUGAAAUUGCAAAAAAAGAGAUCUUUCAUAGGUGAAUUUUAUCCAGAAAAGAACAAUUUGUCUACUAGUACAAGAGAGAACGAAGAUGAUUCACCAUCGGAAAAAAGAGAGAAGAGAGAGGAGAAGUUGACAGAUGGUGGCGGAGUAGACGACGAAGAAGAAGAAGAAGAAGACAACAACAAGAAAAAGGAGCGGCAAGUUAAGAGUGAGAUUUCCGGUAGGAGCAUUACGAAGAAGAUGGUAGACGUUGGGGAGAAUGUAGAAACGAUGAUAGAGGGGCGUAAUAAGAAGAAGAAGGAGGCGGAAGCGGUGGUAGAGCAAGCGUGGGGACAAACUGUUCAUGGUGAUCGUACUUCCCCACCAAGCAGCAGCAAUAAAGCCUACAGCCUGAAAGUUAGUCAAGGUAGUGGGAGUCAGUCAGCGACGGCAGUUGCUUUGCCAGUUGAUACGAAUCAUUGCAGUGAUCGCGACGGACAACAGGAGGAAAUGAUGAAGUCUGCAAUAACAACGGCGACGGUGACAACGAAGACAACGGAAAAUAUAACUUUACCGGCAAAAAUUGACGAUUUUUCAUCGACGAGUAAGACCAUGGAUUCCUAUACAAAAAAUGUUUCAAAACCAAGAAUAAAUACCACAGUUGAAAGAUCAGCAAGUCUCAAUUCUAAGCAACCAACGGUGCUGAAGAGCGAAGAAAGGAAGAAGGGUGGUAUCGGUUGUUUUUUACAGAGAUUUUCUAAGUUAAGGUUCAGUGGUAGAUCUAAGGUACCUCGCUCGGAGAUACAAACUAAAGGCGAUUCACGUAUUGCACAACAUUCGAAUCGCAAUGAGUUUUAUCAGGAAAGAACGAAGAAGGAACCGGAUUACAUCAUUAUACCCUUGCAUCCGCCGGACGAGGAAAGAUCAAAGGAUGAGGUCGUUGCACUUGAAAGUAGACCUGACGAUACUAGGAGAAUAAACGUCGAUCUUCAAAGGAGUGCCUCUAGUGUUAGUUCCGGUAGGAGGGCGCCAGUAUGCAGCAGCAAACCACCCCUACCACCACAACCACCCCGUCUAGUAUCAUCCGGGUGUAGAAACUCGGGUGCGGUGGCAUCAUCGUCGUCGACGACGACAUCGGCACCGUUGUCGUUGUCGUUGUCAUCGUCGUCGUCGUCGUCGUCUUCAUCGUCAUCGUCGUCGCCAGCAGCAGCAGCAGGGGUGGUGGUGUCGCGCCGACGCGCCGCGACAGACCUUGGAAAUCCGGCGGCCAUCGAAAUGGCGAAGGCCCGCGCGAUGCAGGCUGCUCAGCAAGAGCAGCGUCCGGUCGGGCUUCUAGAAACCGACCUCGAUGACGAGGUCGUAUUAAAAACAACUACGACAACGAUUAACAACAUUGUUGAUUCAUCGACGGGCUGUAACAACGUUGGUAACGGCAACAAAAAAACUAGAAGUCUUUUAGAUCUGAACCACACCUCCUCAGCAAGCGUCAUCGUACCCCAAGGUACGAGCUUAGAGAACGCCCUACGUGUACCUCAGUUGCCCGUCGGCUCUUGCCACAGGAACCAACGAAACGACGGAACCGCGUCUGGCAUCGAUCAACGCCCGCACAAAUCCAUGGAGUUUCUCCUUGACAAGGAGAACCUUCAUUUUGUUAAGCCACCAGAAAACGAACUGCAGAAGGUCGGUGAACGUGUGCCAAGUGAGCACGAAUUAAGGGUACAAAGGUCUCUACAACGACUGAACGUUCCGGACUGGUACAAAAAUUCUCCCACGGCUCGUGAUGGUUUCCGAUUAAAGAGGCACUCCGAUGCAUCUCAGCAUGGAGGUUGGCGUGCGCUCGGCUCGAAAACCACCUCGUUGUCAUCUCUUUCAUCCUCCUCGAAUAGGCAACCAACCACAGGAGCACUAUUAAGCCCUAGUCCUACACCUCCUGUAUUCUCAAGAUGGAGUACCAGUUUGCUAAACAGUGCUGGAAGUUCACCGGCGAGUUCAGCAAAAUUAUCGUUCUAUCAUCGGCAACCAUAUUUGGGUUGGCGUUCGCAGGAACGGCUAAGCAACCCACGUACACCGGCGGAACGUCUCGCUCAGGGUAUACUUUCUCAACUGCAAUCGCCAAAUAAGCAACAGCAACAACAACAGCAACAGCACCAUCAACAUCAGCACCAACAACAUCAGCAUCACCAACAACAGCAGCAGCAACAACAGCAACAGUCGCAACAACCACCGCAACAGCAUCAUCAACAGACGACGAAUCAGCAAUUGGCAGUGAGAAAUUCUAUAAAGGAAGUGACUUCAGCAAUUGUGCAUUAUGUACAAAGCGGCCAGGAAGUCGACGGAAACGAAAGACUCUCUCCCUUGCCUCGACCAGAAGACUGGGAAGAUAGGGGUGAAGUAAGAUCCACCAGUCCCAGAGGAAGCGCGAGGCUCUGCUGGAUGGAAAGUUCGUUCGUUGGUACGAGACCUAUGGAUUCGCCGGAAACUCCGAUGAGCCUGGCUACGGAUACCGAAUGUUGCGUCGGGUGCAAUGCUACCGGUACAGAAUCGUGCAGUUGCAUGGACUCUGCAACUUCCGGUCUUUAUCUAGACGUUACACCGCCACUCGAUGAUGCACAACCACUAAUGUACGGAAGUUUCCGUGGCAGUCUCUGUCCGUCACCUUCGUCUUCAUCCGCCAAUUAUAAUCAUCCUCAGAUAUAUCAACAACGGCAACAACAACCACAACAACCACAACACCAUCAACAACAACAACAACAACAGCAACAACGACAUCACCGUGAUUCGGGACAGGGUGACAUGGUCGAGAUGACGAUGACAUCGGCUGUACCGCGAAACAAACCAAGCCCCGGGUCAACGACUCUAGAGGAUGUCCUUGAUUCCCUUCUGGGUCUGCCACCUGCGUCGCGUACACCUAGUCCUGGACCAGGUCCUGUAGUUAGCUCUGCGACUUCGGCGUCCAUGCGUCAUCGAUCAAACAUUGGUCAGACUAAUGCUAAAGCCGGGAAAAGCUGCAGCGACCUACGUCAAGACCUCCAAGAGUCCGUUAGAAGCACGCUCGAGCUACAGGAACCGUACGAGGAUCAACGUGGCUCGUGUGACGCAGUAAAGCUGACAAGACGAAAGAGCGAUGGGAGCGACCUGAUAUCUUCAAAAACUUCAUCAGCUUCCUUGCAAUCAAAAUCUGUUGGUCAGCAUCGUCGACGACGGGUCUCCUUCGAUAAUGCUCAACAAGAGAGAAAUGGUCUGACAACGAAUGCUACAGACAAGAUAGUGCACUGUCGAAAUAAUAAAUGCACUAAUUCUGCCACUUUACUCGAAGCAAGAAAAUCCUACAAGAGCUGCCAUAAUUGCACCUGCUUGUACUGCUCAAGAGAAUGUAGAAGGGCUCAUUGGCAGCGACAUAGAAGAAUCUGUUUGCAUUCUCGUGCUGGUAGUCUCUGCAAAGAAGUAUUAUCAUCAGCAAAGGAGGAUCCAAGAACUUUAAGGCACAUCUCCGCCUUGGCUAAACGCGGUUAUGCUUCCCAUGGACGUGGCGCAGUCAAAUGUUUCUUUUCAAGUCCAGAAGCAGCAGAGAGAUUCGUUGGAAAUGGUUUUCCAGAGCUUGGCGAGCCUACUUACAUCAGAUGGUCAGAUCUCUUACCUGGUGAAAUGGGUGCAGAGCUCUAUGCUGAAGUAAUGAGGCUUUGUAAAUCCUACAACCCAGACACCAGAUUGGUCCUUUAUGUUGCAAUUUGCGUUGUUAGCGAGGUACCAACAAGCGGUGCUGUUAAAUGGGAACGGCAAUUAGUAUCACGGUGCGCCAAACUUCGUUUGGAUUCAGCUUUUAGACAGCCAAAUUUCUCUACAUCACCACAAGGUAAGCAACAAACAACGUCGCCAUGCAACAUUACCAGGGAAAUGGACUCGCCAGAAACGCUUGUUCUUACAUCAUUGCCAACUAGCACCAGCGUUGGUCAGAAUGCAUCUAGAAGAGCAAGAGAAAUUGGCUUUACAAAUAUUCAAAGACAAUUAAAACUUCGUGGCGUUUCUCUUAAGAGGCACUUCCCUCAAGUAUAUAGGAAACUUUGCUCAUAUGUCGAUGGUUCUGUUGAUAAGUUUGCACCUGUAACAAUUUAUCCAAGAGAUCAAACUUCGGGUAAAAGCUUUAUGUGUAUCAUUAUGCUUGAUGCAGAGCCAGAACGACUUCGGCUACUUCCAACUGACUCUUCCAGAGUGAAAACUGUUGACAUUAGCGUAGAACAGGAAUAAAAUAUAAAACAUGAAAAAAAUUAGAUUGCAACCUUUUUAAUCUCUUUAAUUUUUCAAGAUAUAUCGUCCAUGGGAUAGGAUAAUGCUGUAUACUCACAAUAAUGAGCGAUCUUGCAGAAUAAAUGAUGCAUUUUGUUGGAGAUAAAGAAUACAUUAGCUAUCAGUAUAUAGCUAAUCGAAUAUACUUAUCCGUGUUAUUCGAUGAUUGCUGAUAUAUACUAGAUUGCUAAAUUUCAUAUUACAAAUAUGCAGUAUAUAAAAACUGUGAUUUUACACGUUUGAAAGUUCUUACCAUUUUGUCAAUCACUAUGAAUGCAUGUCGUCAAGAACAUUAAGCAUUAAAGGAUAAUUUUAUCUCAUGAAAGUAGAUGUCAGAAAGUAAUUAAAUAUACUUGAGUGAAAUAUAUAAUUAAAAG
Polistes dominula (European paper wasp) is the source of this 7894-nucleotide messenger RNA. RefSeq lists its product as uncharacterized. The record is from RefSeq and is a predicted model, not a curated record. Gene Ontology annotation, biological process: cell-cell junction organization. Gene Ontology annotation, cellular component: nucleus; plasma membrane; apical junction complex. NCBI's taxonomy places the organism in Eukaryota, Metazoa, Arthropoda, Insecta, Hymenoptera, Vespidae.